GGUCACUCGUAGCAUGUUAAUAUUGAUAGAAUUUGUUAUAUUUGCGCGUCAUGUCAAACUAGAAAACUUUUUUUGUGAUGGAAAAAAAAAGUUUCCUUUUCGUAAUGUUCUUGGACUCGUUUGCGCUAAAACAAAGAGAAAAGUUGUUGCUAUUGUGUAUCUGUUACGGGGCCCCCUGAACUAAAAAUGAGUUUGACACCCCCUGUCAUGUAAAUGUGAACGUCCGCGUUCGCUCGCAGGAGAGAAUGGAGCGUGGUGGCGGCGGCGGCGGCGGCGGUGGUGGUGGAGGAGGUGGUGGGUGUCGGCCUGUUCCUGGAAGAGCGCAGCCUGCCUGCAGAGUCACUCACAUUCCUGGCUGGGCUUCAGGGACCAAGCCAGACACACAAACACGAGAGGAAGGGGCGCGUGAGAGGGCGCGAGGGGGAGAGCAAGGAGAGCGAGAGAAAGACAGAGAGGGAGAGAGCGCGAGCGAGAGAGAGAGAGAGAGAGAGAGAGAGAGAGAGCGUGCAGGGGAGGGCGAGAGCGCGCACGAGCGGGGCCAGGCUUUCCUCCGAGACUUUUCAUGAUCUCAGCGCAGUCACAGUGAACCGUGGGCGCAGGCGGAGAGUGCUUCGCCGCAGCCCUCGACGGACGGCGGAAAGAAACAUGAAAAAAGAAACACAUCUUCUAACCGAGCUUUACUGAACCCACCGAGCCUACAGCUUUCGUUUAAUCCUCGCCUACUUUGGUUUUGGAGUUCGACGAACUCAACUUUACGCGUUUUUUUCCCCUGGAGUUUGGAAAGCCGCUGCAUUCUUUUUCUUUUUUUCAGUCCUUUUUUCUUUUCGUUUUUCUUCUUUUUUUUUUUUUUUUUUUUUUUUUUUUUUUUAGAUAUGGACAGUCGGCGACCCGCUGCGGGGAGCGACCGGCCGGGGUUCACUGUGUAGCCACGGGAAUUAAAACUAUUUUUGCUGGAUGUUUCGUGACGCGCUGUAGCUACUACUGUGGUCAAUUCUGGCACGUCGUGGAUUUACCAGGUUCAGGAACCCAUAGAGAGACAGAGAUAGGCCUGUUUGUGAUUAGCCUACCCGCACGGCCAUAAGAAGGAUUUACGUUUCCAAAGUUGCAGGCUGGGGAAAACAUGGAGACUGUAAAUCGACAGAGCUUCCAGCCUCAUCCGGGACUGCAACAAACUCUCAAGCAGUUUCACCUCAGCUCCAUGAGCUCUCUGGGCGGACCGGCGGCUUUCUCUGCCCGGUGGCAACAUGAGCUGCUCUUCAAGAAGGACGGCAAGGAGCCCGAGAUGGUCCUCCAGCAUCUGCCGCCUCCCGUGAUGCCGGGCCCGCUGUUCAUCCCGUCGGACCGGUCCACGGAGAGGUGCGAGACGGUGCUGGAAGCGGAGACCAUCUCGUGCUUCGUGGUCGGCGGAGAGAAGCGGCUGUGCCUCCCGCAGAUCCUCAACACGGUGCUGCGGGACUUCAGCCUGCAGCAGAUCAACUCCGUGUGCGACGAGCUGCACGUCUACUGCUCCCGGUGCACGGCGGACCAGCUGGAGAUCCUCAAAGUCAUGGGGAUCCUGCCCUUCUCGGCGCCGUCCUGCGGCCUCAUCACCAAGACGGACGCGGAGCGGCUCUGCAACGCCCUGAUCUACGGAGGCGCCUACCCGCCCCGCUGCAAGAAGGAGCCGAGCGGGGGCUCGCUGGAGCUGCAGCUCACCGACAGGAGUUUCAAAGUCUACCACGAGUGCUUCGGCAGGUGCAAGGGCUUGUUCGUGCCCGAGCUGUACACGAGCCCCAACGCAGCGUGCAUCCAGUGCAUGGACUGCAGACUCAUGUACCCGACCCACAAGUUUGUGGUGCACAGUCACAAGGGGCAGGAGAACAGGACUUGCCACUGGGGGUUCGACUCCGCCAACUGGAGGGCCUACGUCCUCCUGAGCCAGGAUUACACGGGGAAGGAGGAGAAGGCCCGCCUGACCCAGCUCCUGGACGAGAUCAAGGAGAAAUUUGACUUCUCCAACAAGUACAAGAGGAAAGCAUCAUCUGUGCUGCCGGAUUCCAUCCCCAUGAAAAAGUUGAAACAUGAAGACCCUCCCUCACAAUCCCCGCUGGCUGACAAGGAGAAGCAACACGACUGGUUACACUCCAUGUCCGCCUCCAGCAAGGGGCUUAACUGCAUUCAGCCCAGACAGAGGCCUUCAGCGUUUAGACCGUGGUCCCCACACAUCUCUGCUGGUGAUAAGGUGCCCUCCAGUCUCCCCCUGGCCCUGCUGAGAGACAGCUUCUACAGCUACAAGAGCCUGGAGAAUGCGGUGGCUCCCAACGUGGCCCUCACGCCACUGCCCCUGGGGAAGGUGGGUCCCAUGUCCCCACCCGUGCCCGGCACAUCCCACCCGAGCGGAGAGGAGCCCCCGGCGGAGGACACCAACCCCAGCUCCAGGCCCUGCAAAAGAAAAGCCCCGGAUGACCUCCCACCCCCGGGACCGGAGGUCCCCAACCCUCCGUCCUCUGCCGCCUGCAAGCCGCCGCCACUGCCGCCUCCGGACACCAAGGACUUCGAGGUGGACAUCGAAGCGGAAAGCCGCGAUGAAUUCACUUCGUCCUUGUCCUCGCUGUCGUCGCCGUCUUUCAACUCGUCCAGCAGCUCGGCCAAAGACCUGAGCUCACCGAGCACCCAGGGGCCCCUCGUGUUAGCGGACGGCGCCGCGCCAGCAGCUGUGCCGGCCGCGGCCCCGUUGACACCUCCGGAGCUGGCGCUGGAGUCGGAGCUGGAGAGCCUGAGGCAGACGCUGGAAAACGGACUGGACUCCAAAGAGUCCAAGGAGAAGUUUCUGCACGAGAUUGUUAAGAUGAGGGUGAAGCAAGAGGAGAAGUUGGGAUCUGCCUUGCAGGCCAAACGCAGCCUCCAGCAGGAGCUGGAGUUCCUGCGGGUGGCCAAGAAGGAGAAGCUGCGGGAGGCGACCGAGGCCAAGCGCAACCUGCGGAAGGAGAUCGAGCGCCUGCGAGCGGAGAGCGAGAAGAAGAUGAAGGAGGCCAACGAGGCGCGGAUCCGUCUGAAGCGGGAGCUGGAGCAGGCCCGGCAGCUGAGGGUGUGCGACAAAGGCUGCGAGGCCGCGCGCCUCCGCUCGAAGUACUCCGCGCAGAUCGAGGACCUCCAGAUGAAGCUGCAGCACGCGGAGGCCGACCGCGAGCAGCUCCGGGCCGACCUGCUCCUGGAGCGGGACGCCCGGGAGCACCUGGAGAGGGUGGUGAAGGAGCUGCAGCAGCAGCUCUGGCCCAAAUCCAGCCGGAGCAAAGAGGGGACGGCCAAGGACUCGCCUGCUGACAACUAGCCCAGCAGCCUCCGCCGUUCUCCCCCCUCUCACGCCCCUCUUACCCCACACACACACACACCCCCCCACACACCCACCGCCCUUUGACGUCUCUUCUCUCUCCCCCCGAUUCACGACGUAAGACACCUACGAGUCCUGGGCCGGCCGCACCGCGCCCCUAUCACACAGUGACCCUUUGACGCUGAGAGGAGGAGCCGAGUCCUCGCCCACACCCGGAGGAAGCCCGGCGAAACGGUGGGAAAGCCGUUCCUCAAUCAAGCACUGACUUGCACCUUCUGAACUCACACACGGAGCUGAGAACUGGAUCACAGCUGUGAUGUAUGGCACAACGUCUGGCGGAGUCUUUUGGUUCUUUUUUUUCUCUUUGAUCGCGCUGGUACCUGCUACAUGAUCAGUUUGCUCAUGUCAGAGGUUUCCAGCUGCUCAGAGGAGUUCCAGCGGUGUGGCCAGGAGGACGGGGUUCACACAGAAACCCCCACCCCACCCUCCUCCUCCGGUUCCCAGGAAGGCCUCUACCACCAUAUGGUUUUUGAAGACUUGAUAAGCUACUCAAGAGACUACAUAGAGAUAUGUAAAAGCAGCAGAAGAAGAAGAAGAAGAAGAAGUAGAAGAAGAGAAAGUUUCUUAUUGCAGUUUGAAACGAUGACCAAAAACCUGCAGGUGGACUUCUCACGCUGCAGCCGUGACUUUGUUGGUUUUUCAGGAAGCCGUUGCAGUUUGGUGGGGUGGUGGUGUGGGGUGAGUUCAGGGGGAGGGGGGGGGUUUCUCUUUUCCUCACGUCCUUGUUUUAUAAAAACCUUUAUUUUCAUUCAAGUUGAAUCAUUUUCUCUCCUUUGAUCAAACCCUGGAUUGGGGGGAUUUGGAAAAAUGAAAGCAUGGUGAGUUAAGGACACCUUUUUUUUUUUUUUUUAGUGAGCACUUCUUGAAUGAUGAAUAACAGCAUCCAACAGUCUUCAAAACACACACACAAAGUACACACACUCACACACACACACACACACUGGUUGACCUGUGCUUUUUUUAAGAAUUUGGGUAAAAACCCUGAAGUCUUUAUCUUCUAAAGAUAAAAUGCUCCAGAUGUGAGUGUGGCCUUGUUUUCUUGUCUUGUAACGCCAUUUUUUUUUUUUUUUUUUUUUUUAUAAACAUAAGUCCUCUACAGCUUCACCCAUGGAGUUUUCAGUGGGCCAGUAAGGCUGUGGGCUGUAGUGGACUCUCUUAUUAUAAUAACCACAAAAAAAAAAAAAAAUGUUCAUUUGAAUUAAAUUAAGGUAUGUAAAUAUAAAUGUUUCUUUUUUUUUUUACUUUACAAUAAUGAAUCGCACUUUGUCAUAACAAAAAUACUGUUAUACCGCAUUGUACUCUCACUAUUGUCUCCAAACUUUCUUUGGAGACGUCAUGUUAUGUGUCCACCGUAUAGGUUCAGUUAAGACUUAUAUACAUCUCCGAUAAAUACUGCUGUUCUGUUUGUUUCUAAGGCAAAGUAUUGUAAAUAAAGUUAAAAAAAAUAAAUAAAAUAAAUAACAGUGUAGCUGUUGCUUGCUGAUGCAGUCUGGGAUUUUUUUUUUUUUUUUUUUUUUUUUUUUUUUUUCGGAAAGUGCUUUGUAAUACUACUCACACUCGAGCUCCGGGUUCUAACUAAAUCCAAAAUGUUACAGGAGCGGGAACAAAAAAAAAAAAAAAAACAAACAUGCAGUCAGAAUGUACAUUGUGUUAAUGCUAUUUUUUCCCCUUUUGGUUGUUGAUGUUUUAAAAGUGGAGAAAUUUUAUUGCCUGUCUUGUUAUGUUCAGUCUUUUUUUCCCCCCAAUAGAAAACAAAAUACUUUUUGCAUGAAAGUUGAAAACACACACACACACAUAUAUAUAUAUAUAGUCAGUUACUGGACAUUCUGUAAAUGUAAGGAUUUGAUUGUGUUAUGCAAUAUAAAGCAAUUUGUCUGAUCCAGAAGAGGGAAUUAACUGAAAAGCCACAAGCCGUGAAUUGUUCUUAAUAAAAUAAAUAAAAAAUUAAAAAAAAUAAGAAUCACACUUGCAAAAAAUUUUAAAUACAACUAAAAAACAGACGACAAAACAAGAAGCUGAAUAAAAAAACGAAUAAAAUUAAAUUAAAUCAAUGCAAUGCUGGAGAACCUCAAGUGCCUGGAUGUGGGCGGUGAAAGGUUUCCAGAGUGACGGUCGGUGAGAGCUGCGGAGGUCGGGGUUAAUUUUCCUAUUUGCAUUUUUUUUUUUUUUUUUUUGUCAAAAUAAAAGCCCCUGCCUUGCUCAGCAGCUCGUUUUUAUCAGCGGUCUUAGAACCAACCAGUUUACAGUUUUUUUUAGCGUGUUUCAGUGCAGGGUACAGUUGAACAAACAGAUGCUUAAAGUUUUUUUUUUAAUUUUCACUCAUCGACGAUGUGCAUGUUCAGACGACUUUUCUAGCAGCCACUUGCUUCAGCGAAUUGUUACUUUGGGUUGUGUUAUAAGGACGUAACUGUGUCUAUUCCCAGCGCGCUCACUCGUCUGAGGGCAUUAUAUGCUAACAAAAAAAAAAGCCCCCUCCUCUCCCAUCCCCUCCCUCCAUCCCCUCCAACAUUACUAAUGAGGACAACACUGUGUCUGGGACUUUGUCAGACCUGAAAAUUGGUACAUUUUGUAGUUUUUACACUCAAAGAAAAAGAAAAAAAAAACACUUGAUAACCUAAUUUAUAUUUUGGUUUUAUACAAACGGAGGGAAACAGUUUGGAUUCUCUCCUCUCCCUCGUGAAAAGAAGCAAAAAAAAAAAAAAAAACGAAGUUAAUGUCCCGUUUUUUAAUAAAUUGGUGUUUUUUUGGUUGUGUUUUUUUUUUUUUUUUUUUUUUUGCUAAGCGUUGGAAAAGUAAAGCAGCAAUAACAGUCCGCAUCAUUAUUAACGAGUACUAGCCAGUGAUUUGAAUAAGACUUUACAAAUGUAAAUAUUUUUUUCAUUUGUGUAAUAUAUGUACAUGUUUCCUUUUUUCAGACAGAAAUCUUUUCUUACAAAUAGCCGUCUUGUUUUUUUUGUUUUGUUUUUUUUUAAAGUUGUGUUUUAACUGAAUGCAGUGCGUAAGAGAAUAUUCCCUAUAUGAACAUGUUAAUCCAUUUCCAUUUUUACUCAUUUUUUUAUUUUCUUAUUAUUUUUUACUGUAGAGUCUUUAUAUACCGAAUGGCAUUUUUUUCACCGGUUCAUAUACAUAUAUAUAUAUAUUUUUUUUUUUUUUUAAAACCGUGUGUUCAGUAUAUUAUAGCCAACCUGCAGUAUAGGUCACACACACACACACAGACACACACAGACAUGCAGUAUAAGCCACCUUGCAGAUUGUUUCAUCCUCAUGUAUCUUUUUAGCCCUGUGCUGCUGCUAAUACUAUAUACAGUUCUAGAAAUAUUUUUACGUAGGAGGUUAGCUCUCCUGUUUAUUAAUGCCACAUAUACAGCGUGGAGAAAAGAAAAGGAAAAAAAAAAAAAGCUUGGCUUAUUCAUCUGUCUCCCUUGUUUCCUUAAUCUUUUCACGUCUCCUUCCUUCCUUCCUUCCUUCCUUCCUUCCUUCCUUCCUUCCUUCCUUCCUUCCUUCCUUCAGCAACACCGUUCCCAUCUCUAACGACACAGACUAUAUUGUAAAGUAAAGGAAUUUAAGAGAUUAUGUUUGAAAAUAGUUAUGAUUAUAUACUACAGUGACUGAAUGUACAGUGUAUAGAUGCAUUACCAGAAAUAAAGUUGUUUGUCCAGA
This is a messenger RNA of Mugil cephalus (flathead mullet), 7030 nucleotides long. RefSeq names its product v-ski avian sarcoma viral oncogene homolog a (gene skia). The transcript has 7 exons. The record is from RefSeq and is a predicted model, not a curated record. Gene Ontology annotation, molecular function: DNA-binding transcription factor activity, RNA polymerase II-specific; RNA polymerase II cis-regulatory region sequence-specific DNA binding; SMAD binding. Bases 1121 to 3310 code for a protein of 729 amino acids. Gene Ontology annotation, cellular component: nucleus. Lineage: Eukaryota; Metazoa; Chordata; Actinopteri; Mugiliformes; Mugilidae. Gene Ontology annotation, biological process: negative regulation of BMP signaling pathway.